Messenger RNA from Benincasa hispida (wax gourd), 850 nucleotides. Lineage: Eukaryota; Viridiplantae; Streptophyta; Magnoliopsida; Cucurbitales; Cucurbitaceae. The record is from RefSeq and is a predicted model, not a curated record.
AGGGGUCCGUCUCCAAGCAAGCGUGACUGUCAAAUCUAUAUAUUCUCUCUCUCUCUCUCUCUGCUUAUUUAUUUAUUUAUUAAUUUAAUUAAUUAAUUAAUUUAUUUGUCCAUCUCUCUCUCUAGAUUUCUCAGAAAUUACAGAAGAGGUGUCUGUUUCGGAGAUUCGAUUCAAUCGGCGAUCUUUUUCCACUGCUCCUCGGGAAUCAGACUCUUCUUCUUCCUCUUCCCACAAUAUAAUGUUCCAGAUUUUCAAGGAUAAUUAUUGGAAGUGAUUGAGAGGAAAUAUGGAGGGGGAGACAUUGUCAUCAGGAGGAAUAGGGAAGGGAAUUAGGGAAAUGGAUGGGAAAAUGGUUCAGACAUUUCAGAAGAAUUUUGUUCAAGUUGAGAACAUUUUAGACCAAAACAGACUGCUGAUCAAUGAAAUUAACCAAAAUCACGAGUCCAAAAUGCCUCACAAUCUCACCAGAAACGUAGGUCUAAUUCGCGAGCUGAACAAUAACAUAAGAAGAGUUGUUGAUUUGUACGCUGAUCUCUCCACUUCCUUCACCAAAUCCAUCGACGAUGGAGACUCCGCCGUCAAGCCUGGCCACAAGCGCAACCGCCCUCCGCCCAAUUAGCCAUAUUCUCUAUUCCUCUUCCUCUUCCUCAUUCUUUGCUUAACAACAAUAACUUAAUUCCUACUAUUUUCUUUUUCUUUUUCUUUUUAAUUUCUUUCUGUUGGGGGUAAUAUUGUUGAAGUAAGUAAGGCAGUGUGUGCAGCUACUCUAUUGGUGCUCUCCCAUGAACACAAUACCUCCUUUUUUUGCUCACAGCUUUACUGUUUCAUGAUUUUAUUUUACUUCUUUUGU